Molecule: messenger RNA, 2628 nt
Organism: Neodiprion virginianus
Lineage: Eukaryota; Metazoa; Arthropoda; Insecta; Hymenoptera; Diprionidae
Gene: Drgx
Product: dorsal root ganglia homeobox protein-like
Exons: 4
Coding region: 562-1641 (359 amino acids)
Biological process (GO): regulation of transcription by RNA polymerase II
Molecular function (GO): RNA polymerase II transcription regulatory region sequence-specific DNA binding; DNA-binding transcription factor activity, RNA polymerase II-specific
Source: RefSeq, a predicted model, not a curated record
CGACGUACACACCGACGCCUAACUACAUCGUUAGUGCUAUUAGUACCCCUGGAGCGUCGGGGUAUCAUUAGAUUUGCUCCUGCAUGGUGCCCGCACAGUUACCUUUCGAUUCGGGACCCGCUGUUUGCAUUGUUCAGGUUUUCACUUUCAAGUUUGGUCGUAAAGAAGACUUGGCCUCUUCGACGAAUGCCGUCACAAGUACUACCAUGCCGGAAGGUAAUUACGAGGCGUUGCGAAUUUCGGCGGAAUCCAGACCAGCGACGACGCGGCGUAUGCACUAAAUCAACCGAAAGUCUGCAGACGUCGAGGAAGACGAGCUGGAGUUCCACCGCGACGUGAAGGAGGACCUCUUGACGAACGACGUCAUCCUCAUACCACCCGUAUAUCCUCCUCCGGGCAAAUCGAGACAGACACGUAUGAUCCGCGUCGAGGAUCUCGCUACUCGGGACUCGGGUAUGGGGCCGGAGUAACCCCAAAUGUUACCCUAGCCUCCGGUUGGUUCAGCCUACCGGUUCUUCCAAACGCGGCGCGACCUUUCUCGCCGUAUUCACAGGGGGAAAAAUGGAUAGAACUGGUUACGAUUUACAAGACACCAGCUACUCGGCGUAUCAUCCGGCGCUUCACGGUGUCGGGGAUGAUUCUUUUGUGCGGAGAAAGCAGCGGAGAAACAGGACGACGUUCACUCUGCAACAGCUGGAGGAGCUGGAGUCGGCCUUUGCCCAGACGCAUUAUCCGGACGUCUUCACACGCGAGGAUCUCGCGAUGAAGAUUAACCUGACGGAAGCCAGGGUCCAGGUCUGGUUCCAGAACCGACGGGCAAAAUGGCGGAAGAGCGAGCGGCUGAAGGAAGAGCAGAGAAAGCGGGAAGGCGGCUCGGAUCCCGGGCUGCCACCACGGCCCACCAGCCACGAGCCCGACGCGGCGAGCGCCGAGGGCGAGGACGUCGGUCCGGACGGAGGCUCGAGGAGUCCGAGCACCACCUCGGCGUCGGUCAGCCCGAGGCCCCAGCAGCCCCAGAGUCAGUCGUCCGUAGGGGGCGCCGCGACGCCGCCGCCGACGCCGACGUCGAUCAGGGCGCAGCCCGCGCCCCCCAGCACCGUCGGCACCGUCGGGGUCCUCGGACCCCCGACUGAGAGUUUCCCCUUGUCUCUGUUUUUCAGUAACCUAGGAUCAGCCGCCGGUUUCAGGCCGGUCGAACCACCCCCGUCAUUAUUUUUCCCACCACACUUGGCGGCCCAAUUUUCACCGCCGUUGUUCGGUACGAAAAUCGGCAGCACUCCGACCUCCUUGUCAUCCGGUACCCCGUCUUUGUGGAGUAGCGGCGAUCACCGGCCAGGCAGCCUUCAGGACAUGCUAUCGUGGUCCCCGGCCGGGUGGCCGGCCUCUUUGUGCGGAUGCUGCAAGCCCGGAAGCAACGAUCUCCACAGGAGCAGCAGCCUGGCCGAGCUGAGAAGGAAGGCCCAGGAACACUCGACCGCCUCCGCGCUUUUGGGGGGCCUCGCCGGGUUCCCGGGCGGACUCCCCUUACCGUUGCCUUUGCCCCUCCUGCCCCCGUUGCUGGGUCUCUCAAGACGACCGGAACACCAUCACCUACCCUCGGUCGUUCACCAAAUACAACCGUCGACCAAAGAAGAUCCGUAGAUCGUAGACCCACCGCCGAAUCCCACGAUUUCCCACGAUUUGUACGCGGGAUGCACUGUACAGUGAUAACUUUCUCCGUAAACCAAUUAUGAAUCGCGUGAGAACGAAAGAAUUUAACAUCCCGUCGCGAAAAAUGAUCGCGUUCACGAUUUUAUAAUAUUUUGAAAGAGAAAAAAACGUCUCGAUUUUCGUAAAGAAAUUUCAAUGUGAUUUUUAUACAUUAUCAUGUACAAUUUCAGAGACGGACAAUAUUGUAUAUAUUGAUUUGUUUUUCAACGAUGUUUCUCUCUUUCAACGAAAAUUCAACGCAAUUAGAAGGUUUGCAUUAACCGAUCGACUAUAUAUAUGUAUAGCGAAGAAAUAAUUCCAAUUUGGCAAAUAUGAAUCAUUCGGUGAUACUUGCCAACCUUUUUUGUCGAUGAUCGUGCGUACAGUACCCAUCCGAAAAAAAAUUGCAAAGUUACAAACAAUACGAUUGAAACCUCGCAUAGGUUCGUAUAACGAAUAGAAACGUGAUAGUAACAUGUAGAGAUACAUAAGAAAUAUUAAUAUAAUAGUUAUAAUAAUAAUAAUAAUAAUAAUAAUAAUAAUAACACUAAUAGAAACGAUUAUGAUAGUAUAUCGAUGUUGACAACGGAGUCGAUCGCCGUUCGAAAUUGUAUUAAUUUCUCCGCAAGAACGAAGUGAGAUUAAUCGAAAUGAGAUUCAAUAUAAUCAAAGUUAAAUAUAUAAUACUAUACUUCACUGCCCGGAGGCACGGCGCACGUAUCGUAAACAACCAAUAUAGCAUAGCCGCCAAAGAUUGUAGGAAAUCUACACACGUAUAAACCUGUAUAUUGUAUUACUGUAUUCGUAAAUGCAUAAAGUUAAGAAUAACUCAAUAAUAUAUAUUUAAAACAAAAUAUAUUAAAAUAUAUGAAUAUAGGCAGUGAUAUUAUAGCUGAUUAUUAAGGUAGUUGUGUUGAAUAAACUUGUUCUCGUGAUAAA